CAGCGCCUGGGUCGCAUCUCCAUCUCUCUUGUUUCUCUUUCGCUCCUCUGCCAUCCUGCUGCACCCUCUCCACCUCCACUUAUUGUCAUUCUGCAGCUGAAACCCUGUUAGGAAAAACAAAAAUCCCCCGGCUCUGCAUCAGAGGCAAGACACAGGAGAAGGAAAAACCAGCGGGGGAAAUAGAUUGGGGAUCCCUCACAGAACUGAGGAGUCUUUGUUCUUCUCUAGCUUUUGAUGACUGACCUGUUCUGCUGACUCUCCUCUGAAAGGAAAUACUUAAAAUGGGACACUUGAUUUGAGCACAGAAGGAAAAAAAAGAGGAAAAGCUUUUCUUUCUUUCUUUUUUUUUCUUGCCGGUUUAUCUUGCUUCACAGAACAAAGUGGUGCACAUGGAGAGGGAGCAUUUGCGAGAGAGCGACUGAAGACUGAAGUCCAUUUACGAGGAAAAUAAAAGCGAGAGACGAGGAGAACCCGAACAGAGACUGAGCUGAAGAGUCAAACAGAGGUUCCUUUCCCCUCCUCACUCCUUGUCCCGUCUGUAGUUUUCCUCUUCGCUCCCCCGACUGAAGUCCAGCCAUGCAGGUGUCCAUCGCCUGUACGGACCACAACCUGAAGAGGGGCAAUGGGGACCACAGCAAGCAGAGCGCCACCAGCCCCAAUGUGGUCAACCAGGCCAGGGCCAAGUUCCGUACCGUGGCCAUCAUCGCGCGAAGCUUCGGCUCCUUCACGCCACGCCACAUCUCACUCAAGGAGUCGACGGGAAAACACACUGGCAUGAAGUACAGGAACCUUGGAAAGUCCGGACUCAGAGUAUCUUGCUUAGGACUGGGUACAUGGGUGACAUUUGGAGGACAGAUAACAGACGAGGUUGCAGAGCAGCUAAUGACGAUUGCCUACGAUAGUGGAGUCAACUUGUUUGACACAGCUGAGGUGUACGCGGGCGGCAGGGCCGAAAUCAUUCUAGGAAACAUCAUCAAGAAGAAAUGCUGGAGGAGAUCCAGCUUGGUCAUUACAACUAAACUGUACUGGGGAGGAAAAGCAGAGACAGAGAGAGGGUUGUCAAGGAAACACAUUAUUGAAGGUCUGAAAGGCUCUCUACAAAGGAUGCAGCUGGAGUAUGUGGACGUAGUUUUUGCCAAUCGCCCAGAUAGCAAUACUCCCAUGGAGGAGAUUGUUCGAGCCAUGACCUAUGUGAUAAACCAAGGCAUGGCCAUGUACUGGGGGACGUCUCGGUGGACGGCCAUGGAGAUCAUGGAGGCUUACUCUGUGGCGAGACAGUUUAAUCUGAUCCCGCCAGUGUGCGAGCAGGCCGAGUAUCAUCUUUUCCAGAGAGAGAAAGUAGAAGUGCAACUGCCUGAACUUUACCAUAAGAUAGGAGUCGGCGCGAUGACGUGGUCACCGCUGGCAUGCGGCAUCAUCACAGGAAAAUAUGAAAAUGGCAUUCCUGAGUCAUCCAGGGCCUCCAUGAAGUCCUAUCAGUGGUUGAAGGAGAAAAUAAUAAGUGAGGAUGGAAGGAAGCAACAAGCCAAGCUGAAGGAGCUCAACCACAUCGCAGAGAAGCUGGGAUGUACCCUGCCUCAGCUGGCUGUGGCUUGGUGUCUAAGAAAUGAAGGGGUAAGCUCGGUCCUUCUGGGAACAUCCAAUCCUGAGCAGCUCACUGAAAACCUCGGGGCCAUACAGGUCCUUCCCAAGAUGACCUCCCAUGUGGUGUCAGAGAUCGACCACAUCCUAGGCAACAGACCGUACAGUAAGAAGGACUACCGCUCUUAGACCAGGCAGUUGGACUUCCAAGAGGUCAGCUGUACCUACCUACCUAACCAUACUGCUACCUUGGACCCUCCAUUCAGUGUUCAUGUCCAUGGUUCUCUCCUCGGGCCCCACUCAGCUCCAGCCCGCCUCAGCCUGGAACAGACGGCCUUGCUAAGUCCAGCGUUGCAUACUGUACCUUUGUCUGUUUGAGCCUUGUCCUGAUCAGAUCAGCUCUACCAGGCUCAUCUCAGGUGCCCAGCUCAGCUACGUCAUGCUUGAGAAACUCAGCUUUUUGCAGCCUGAAACACAAAACAUGAUCCACUUCAGUAGUUCUAAACUUUGUGCUCCUCCCAAAUCAAAGUGUUGCCACGUGCAGGUAGAACUAUGCAGAUCUUAGAGUAGAACAUGUAAAAGUUUAGAUUCAGGCUUAUAUUUGAGAUCCCACCACAUCCCAGUUCAGCUCCAUCCAGGGAUAGAUAUACAACUGACCUGAUAUUUGGAUUAAAAUGAUAUGAAACUACGACUGCAGCGCCUCAUUUUUAAAUUAUAUCCAACCUUACACUCACAUCCAGUUAGCAGAUAAACCAAAAGAAGCAAAGCGGGCGUAUUUAAAGUGCCUUCCCGAAGGGUACCUUGAUAGUAGCUGCUAAAUGAGACGCCUGUGUUACUUAUUUAUUGGACUCAGGCCUUCAGGUCUCGAGCCCACCCAUUAAAAGCCAAGACCUCCACUCACAAGUAACAUAAUUUGAGCACAAAAUUCAUAUUGGGCCCAUAUUUUAUUUAUGAGUACCACUGUACCACAGCUGAAUACAUGAAUGCAAGAAAUCAGAGGUAUCUCAGGAAAGUGGACAGUUGUAUUCUGAACCCCACCCGCCCCCACCCCACUCAGUGCUUUCAUUAAAUCGCUAUGCAGAGCAACACACAGAAUUACCAUAAGAGUGUAAAACUCCAACCUCCUGUGUUGGAGGUAAGCAGCAACCAGGUGACUUGCGCAUAAUACAGAGUUUUAUUAACAUGAAUGAAGCCUCAACAGACCCGAUCCCUAUUAGCCUGAAUUAGCUUUCAAAUACCUACCAAGUAUAUUCUGUCCCGUAUUUAGAAUAGUUAAGUAUUCAAUGGAUUAUAAAGGCUGCAAAUCGUGAGCGUAUUUACCACCAGAUGCAUGUUUCCCUGCUAUAGUGUGCCUCUUUCUUCUUUUCGACAAAGCACAUAAUUAAAGACUAGAAGAGGGUUUGAUCAAAAAAUCCUGCAAGCUUGUCCCCCCAGCCCCCCAGGUGUGACAGAGUACUGCGGGACUUUGAGUACUAGUACAUAUUGGACUCUGUUUGAGGAGAGAGUGAAGCAUGUCGCCCCCGUGUGUUCCCUCUGAGGAACUGCUGAAGAAUCCCACAGAAGAGAAAUAAAGCGGACUGCUAUUCUGCCUGUGAACUGAACCUGCAUCGCUAGAUCGCUCCAGCAAACCUUGAGGAUUUUGGACUUAAGCUUACGAUGAAUCUAUGAAAUAAAAGAUAAACUCGCCUCUGGUCUUGUCAUGUUUAGAACGACUGCUUGUUUAAAUGGCACAAUGGGGCACAGACUCAAGGUAUUUGGGAUGUGGCAAAGAUUACAGUAUUUAUUCUAGAGUAGUUAAUAUAUAUGAACUUUAUUUUGACAUUUUGAAAUACUGCUUUUGUUUGAAGAUGCUAAAUGUACAUAAGAUGUUAAGAAAUACUGUGUAACAUAAGGAGAAACCCAUCGAGGAGCCUCUCGUGCAGACGAGGACUUCACCGCAGUGUAUGGCUCACACAUAGCAGACGUGUAAAUAGAGUCACUUUUCUGCUCCUCUGCAGUAUCGCUGCAUCAGUUGCAACGUUUAGGCCACUGUCCAGCCCGUCCUGCUCCUUCCAUCCUGACAAAAAUGUACUUUUGUCUCCUCAAAGACAAAGAAAGUCACAACUAUUUAUAAGGAUUAAGAUUUAAAUUUGUAUUUCUCUUUUGGAUUCUGCGUCAAUAAGAGAAUCGUUCUAAAAAUGAGCUUCUCUAAUGAGACGUGACAAAUGUGAUUAAAGGCUUCUUAAAGGACUUGAAGGUGGAUCGACCCUUCGGAUUUCAUGGCUGUCACCUUGAUGCAUUAUUUUUGUUCUCUUUCAUGUGGAAAACAAGCCAUCUCUGAGAUCAGCAGAAAUGUUGGCCAGGUUCCGACUGAGUCACUUUCUUGUCCUUGGUGUGCAUCUGUUGACUUGCACCACAAAUACCACCUAUGUAUGGAUCAAUCAAGGGAAAUCUCAUUAGAUUACAAGCACCUACAGUUAUCCAGAGCACGCUGUUACCUGUUUUUGGAUGAAACACUAACAUCUCUUUGGCUCACAGCUUAUUUAAGAAGUCUGGCCUUGGAGGAAAACUAGAGUUGGAUCCAAAAUGCCUUGAAAUCAAGAAAAAACAUCAUAUUUUGCUUAUUUCUUAUUCUCUAUGUGGACACAGCACCAUCUUUUCCUACGCAGAAUUCACUUAUUUGUAGCUUUUGGUGGCAAACACGUGCCACUGAGACACAAAGGGGUAAGUUUGUGUGCAAGUCAACAGCUUUCCCAUCAGUUUGAGUCAGUCACUGUUGGACUGUGGCCACCUGGCAGAGUGCCUUGAAUUCCUUCGACAGGAAUAAAUUCAGGGAUGUCUUUCACUACGAGUUGGUAAAUGGCGUUUGGCUUCUGGCCUACAAGAUAUGUAAGAUUUUAAAACAAAUGUAUGCAGAUGAUAUUAUUUGAUUGCCUAAUCUGUCUCCUGUGUCACUUUAAUAGAAAGUUGUAAGCAUCAAGCACACACCGACAGUGUAGCUACAAAAAAGGAAAAUGCUGUCUUUAAAUUGUUAUUAUUCUCUAUUGAAUGAUGCGCUUACUGAGCUCCAUUGUGCUCCUUAAUUUCCCGGGAGCGUUAUAUCACCGAACAGUGGAGCUGAUUCUUUAAACUGGUAGCUUCUCCGUAAAUGGGACUCGCUUUCAGAGGAAUGCAAAACCUACAUAUUAUCAGCUCCACAAACUUUGGGAACAAGCAGUGCAACAGUCCUACAGAUAUUAGGAAAAGUAAUGCAAGAUGGACAUUAACCUUCUUGUUGUCUGAGAGAACAGUGACUUGUCUUCGUGGUCUUCUCAAUUUCUUACAGACUUAGAAACAACUCUAAAAUGCAACAAGCAAGUCAUCUGUUGCUGUUUUUCAGCUUGUUGAAAUCCUGUAAUGUGCCACAUCAACUGCUACCCAAGGUUUCUGGUUUUGGUUUGAGUCCUACCUGAUAAUCACAUCUGAAAACUCAGAGGUCACUGAUUCUACGUGUUGUUGGGUGGAUGAAAAACACUUGAGAGACACUGACUUCGGUUCUUGUUGCGUCAUUGUAUUGUUUCCCCUCCUGAUCAGUGGUUUCUCUGUAAAUACUCUAUGUGAAAGUGUGAUUAGAAAUAAAAGCAUUGCCAAUGGAAA
Molecule: messenger RNA, 5196 nt
Organism: Neolamprologus brichardi
Lineage: Eukaryota; Metazoa; Chordata; Actinopteri; Cichliformes; Cichlidae
Gene: kcnab1a
Product: potassium voltage-gated channel subfamily A regulatory beta subunit 1a
Biological process (GO): potassium ion transport; regulation of potassium ion transmembrane transport; transmembrane transport
Cellular component (GO): juxtaparanode region of axon; voltage-gated potassium channel complex; cytoplasm
Molecular function (GO): voltage-gated potassium channel activity; potassium channel regulator activity; transmembrane transporter binding
Source: RefSeq, a predicted model, not a curated record